Molecule: messenger RNA, 3861 nt
Organism: Durusdinium trenchii
Lineage: Eukaryota; Dinophyceae; Suessiales; Symbiodiniaceae
Source: the annotation of a GenBank genome assembly
AUGGUGGGCGCGCACCCGAGGUGGAGCUUGGACACCUCCGCAGCUGCGACCUUCAGGGAACUGCUGCGCCCGCUGCAACUGGAAGUCAAGCCGACCUGGGCUCUGAAAUCUCAUCAGAAGGAUGGCUACAAUUGGCUCAUGUCUCGGGCCACUGGACAGAUGGGUGCAUUGCUGGCUGAUGCAAUGGGCCUUGGCAAGACCCGUCAAGCCAUUGCCUACAUCCUGGGAAUCCGUGCGGGCCUGAAAUCGACCGCUUCCGAUGGACCUCCAGGUGAAAGCUUUGCCCCCAGCCUCAAGGGUUCGGCCUGGCAAAGGGCCUUGGUCCUGGCUCCCGCGAUGCUGGUGAGAGGUGAGCAGAGCGUUUGGCAACGUGAGCUGAGAGAGGUCGCUGCACAGUGGCAGGAAGAUCUCAAGGUCUGGACGUGGCAUGGCGAGCGCGCCAUCGAUAUGCAGUACGAGGUGAACACUGCCCAGUGGAAGGGUCCCAUCGUGCAGCUCUACGACGUGGUCCUAACGAGUUACGAGAGCUUUCUGCAGAAUCAAGACAAGUUCCUGCAAGAGAGUUGGAGCUGUGUGGUCUUGGAUGAGGCUCAGACCAUCAAGAACCACGGUUCCCAAACCGCCCACGCCGUCAAGCGCCUUUCUCAUGUGCCGUAUCGCUUGGCUUUGACUGGGUCGCCCAUCGAGAACUCUUUGGAUGAUUUGCAUUCAAUCUUGGAGUUUGUGGAGCCUGACUGUGCUGGAAGCAUUCAGGAGUUCAGGGAGAACUUCGCACAGGGCAGCGAAGGCCGAGCUUCCCUUCAAAAGUUGCUGCAGUCAGUGAUGCUCCGGCGUGAGAAUGGAGAGGCCAUUCAGAUGGUGGCGAAAGAGGAAGUGGAGGUCUCAGUAAGGAUGGCACCUGAUCAAGCCAAGGCUUACGAGGUGCUCAAGGAGGGCAUUGAUUCGCCGGAGGUCUCCUUUCACAAGCAGUUCCGAGAGAUGGAGCUGCUUUGCACGCAUCCCUGGUGCUAUUUGCAACGCCGUGCUGGGGAGGACAUCACCGCAGAUGCGUUGGCUCGCCGCGGGGUCCGGAGGGGCAAGGUGCAACUGCCUGAGCGCUUCUACACCGAGGCUCACGAACAGGACAUCAACGACAGUGGCAAGCUUGCCGAGUUGUUCGGCAUUUUGCGCGGUAUCCAUGCGCGAAGAGACAAGGUCCUGGUGUUUUUUUGCCGGACGGUGACGAGUGAGCUUCUUGCGGCAUUGGUGAAGAGGGAGUUCGGCAUCCAACCGGGAAUCCUUCGGGGUGACACGCCUCAAGCAGAGCGAGAACGGAUCAUCAGCGAAUUCAAAGCAGAUCCCAUCCCAGGAGAAGCUCAAUCGCAGGUGCUCCUGCUUUCUGUUUGGGUCGGAGCAGUAGGCCUCAACUUGCCUGAAGCUCGUUGGGUGGUCCAUCUGGAGCGGGUGUGGAAUCCAGCAUUGGAGCGCCAGGCGACGAGUCGUGUGCACCGGCUCACCUCUCGGUUUCCAGUGAAAGCUUAUUGCCUCUUCACAGAGGGGACCAUCGAAGCGCGGAAAUGCGAAGUGCUAUCCUUCAAGCACCGCCUUUCCUCGAACGUCAUGGAGGCGCUGGAUGCCGACUUUGACGAAGGGCAAGAUGAAGAGAAGCCGUUGAAGGAGGACGCAGAACUCAGGCAGCUGAUGUGCGGGGAGUUCGCAGAGGAUUCUGGUGGUCAGGAUGAAGAGCUGGCAGAGGCAGAGCCAGGGGAGCCUGGGGAGCAGGUGGAGUCUGAGGAGGAAGGCACGGGAAAAAAGAAGUGUCCGCCACAGGCUUUGUAUCCAACUCUGGACAGGUUGAAGCCGCCUCAAAUGAAGCGGCUUUGGGUGGGAAAGUACGGAGAUCCUACGGACGAAGAGCUUUGGGAGUGGUACACAGUGCAAGGACGACGCGAGGUACAUGAGAAGGCUCCCACCUUCACCACUGGACGACUGAAUGAGAGGAAGCCACAACGACAGGACCGGCCCAAAGUGCAUCGCCCCUUCAACAGCCGUUGCAGCCGCAUCCGAGAUGUCAGCGAGCGACGGGAUCACGUGGUGUCAGUCCCCUUGGGCGAGUCCGGUGUGUGCAGCCGAUUGUUUAUUCCAGAGCAUCUUCGAGAGCUCUUCCUAGAGGACGAGGGCAUACAAAAACGACCGCCAGCUGCCAAUGAAGCGCCCUUCACUAUUCUGACUCCAUCAUUUAGCCGCUCUGCACUUGAUGAUGAAGUCGGACUGUUGGACCUCAGUAGCACGAUGGUGACUGAGAGCGGCGAGCCUUUGAAGUUUUUGCACAUCGUGGCCGUGAAAGCAUCCGAAGUCGAAAAGUAUCGGAGCAGCGCGCCAUUUUUCGUUGUAAUGGAGCUGCCAAACGUUGUGACCGUUCAGCACCAGAAGUAUGGAGCUCAAACUCCUGAGGAGUUGGGCGUUGGAUGUGCGCGGCAUUGGCUGGUCAGGCUGGCCGCUUCCCUUAAGCUGGACUAUGCGUUUUUCUUGGAUGACUCGGUGCGUUCGUGGCGCGGAAUCACUCUGGUGGACGAUGCGCAAUGCCAAUUUGGACAUCCUUCAGGAUCCAAGGCCCACUGCAAGAUCAUUCCAAUGGCAAGGGUCAUGGACUACCUUGUCGCACCUGAGUUCUACAAAGAGGAACUGCCAAAGUUUGGGCUCUUCGGAUUUGCCAGGUUGGCACCAGAGCUGUUGCUUGCACGCACUGCCUUCAGUCGCUCGCACGUGUACUCGGCCUUCCUGCUCAAUAUCUCCAAGGUUCUGAAAGAAGGGCUCAACUACAAGCAAGAGCUCUUUGUGUGGGAGGACAUUUUCUUCAACUUGCAAGUUCACGAUGUGGUGAAGACCAAUCGCUUUGCAAUGGUCAAGCAGCCCUACAAGACUGGAGGCUGUUCAGAGAUGGUGGCUCGCAGCGCAAACCCCUUUAUCCGGGCCCGUGCCGUCAACCGGCUUAGCGCUGAAGAGCUGGCAGCAGAAGUCAUGGGGGAGGCACCUCAACUCGAUGAAGGCAAGAAGAAACGCGGACGCCCUUCAGGAGGCUCCAAGAGAAAACUGCCACCUGAAGUUGAAGAAUCGGGGCAAGUCUUUGAUCUCUUCAAGUUGGAGGAGGAUCCUUCACUGCAGGUUGAAGGUGCUGUGGUGGAUGACAAUGGGGCUUUGGUGAACACUUACUACAAGCGGUUCAUUCAAGCAUUCAAAGAUGCAGAGAAGGCGCGAGCAGAUGUUGCAGCGCCUACGGGACUCAAACGACCAGGGGUUCGACCAACUGAAGAAAUCCCGGAGACCGUUAAGUUCUGGGACGAUUCCUUGGGGCGGCGCAAAGGUGUGACACAUUCCCGCGAGACGUGGGGCGCUGGUUACAUAGCAAAGCCCGUGAAGCCAGAAGACAAGAAGAAAGGGUCCAAGUGGUUCAAUGUGAAGACUUGGGGCUGUUGGCGAAUGGCCUUUUUCAUGGCAAGACUGCAGCAGCAGGUGUGGAAAAAGCGAUACGAAGACGCCGUCAGGAAUGGCGAGAUCGAAGGCAAGCCUGAGGCCACCACACCUGAGGCAAAGUCCAAGAAACGUGACACGGAAGCUCAGUCUGGGCAGAAACGACGGGGUCGCCCGAGACAUGACAAGGGGCAGGCUGCUUCAUCUAGUAAAGGUGAAGAGAAGAGGUCCAAGCGAAAGUCAUCAACCCCUCCCACCUUGGAGAGCUUCUUCCAGGCCCGACGAAAGGUGGAAGCACCGGAGGUAUCCAAGCCAGCACCAGAGAAGAAGCAGAAGACGCUUGCUGCCUUCAUGAAAGGCAGCGGAUCUGCUUCUUCACAGGCCCCUUGUGCAGGGGAGGCAUGGAUUUGA